Molecule: messenger RNA, 3654 nt
Organism: Pundamilia nyererei
Lineage: Eukaryota; Metazoa; Chordata; Actinopteri; Cichliformes; Cichlidae
Product: mucin-5AC-like
Exons: 27
Coding region: 1-3654 (1217 amino acids)
Cellular component (GO): extracellular matrix
Molecular function (GO): protein binding
Source: RefSeq, a predicted model, not a curated record
AUGCGGCGGCGCUUAGUCAACAACAUCCCCACAAUCAGCAAAAUCAUCAUGAUGCUGGAAGGAUCUGAGGUGGAGCUCUCUAACAACUCAGUGCUUGUCAAUGGCAAGAUGGAAUCUCUUCCAUUCAGUAAAUCAGGAGUGACUGUCAAGGGGACCGCAUCUAGUAUCUCUGUUGAAGCUAAUCUGGGAAUAAAGGCAAUCUGGAACCUGGACGACUCCCUUGAUAUUGAAAUAGAUGAGAAAUAUCGGACUCAGACAUGUGGACUGUGUGGAAACUUUGAUGGCAUAUCCAAUGAAUUCCUGAAUGAUGGAACCCCAGUGUCUGUGGUGGACUAUGCUGAGACCUGGAAGAUAAAUGGCCCCACAGAGUACUGUGAGGAGACUGACAUCAACCCAGUCCCGAGCUGUGGUGAUAAGCGCAUCUGUAACCGGAAGGUCGGCGGCUCAAUCCCCGGGCUCUCUGUCCUGGUCGUUGUGUCCUUGGGCAACACACCUUACCCACCUGGUUUUGGCCCCGAUGGCGCGAUACGGCAGCCUCGCCUCAGUCAGUCUGCCCCAGGUGUAUGUGAAAGCGGUCAGUGGAGUUGUACAGAGACAAACUGUCCAGGAAUCUGUUCUGUCAAAGGAGGAGCUCAUGUUAACACCUUUGAUGGAAAAGUCUACACAUUUCAUGGCGAUUGCUCCUAUGUUCUAGCUAAGGACAGUAAUGGUUUGUCCUACACUGUGCUGGUGGAUCUGGUCAAGUGCGGGCUAAGUGACACAAAGACUUGCCUCAGAACUGUAACUUUGGCCUUAGGCAGCAAUUCUGUGGUUGUUAAAGUUCAGGCAUCUGGGCAGGUCUAUGUGAACCAGAUUAAUUCUCAGCUUCCACUGUUUACAGCUGAUCUGAGAGUCUUUAAGCCAUCUUCCUUCUACAUCCUUGUAAGCACCACAGUGGGCAUACAACUGAUGAUUCAGCUGUCUCCCAUAAUGCAGCUGUUCAUUUCAGCUGACAGGUCCCUCACAGGAACCACCUCUGGUUUAUGUGGAAACUUCAACGACAUCAUGAGUGACGACUUUAGAGUGACAAGUGGGCUGGUGGAAGGCACUGCUGCUGCAUUUGCAAAUGCAUGGAAAACCAGAGCCAGCUGCCCGGACAUUAUAUCACAUUUUGGAGACCCUUGUAACAACAACAUCCUCACAGAGAAAUAUGCUGAUUUCUGGUGCUCCAAAUUAACUGAUCCCGAGGGAGUGUUUGCUCCCUGCCACGCUGUCGUUAGCCCCAGCACAUAUAAAGAUAACUGUAUGUAUGACACCUGUAACUGUGAAAAAAGUGAGGACUGCAUGUGUGCAGCAGUUUCCUCAUAUGUCUAUGCCUGCUCAGCAGCAGGAGUCCACAUCAGUGGCUGGAGGAAAACCAUCUGUGGUUUACCAUUAGGUUCACCACAAUGCGAAUAUCCCAUGGUGUACUUUGACUGCUCCACUGCUCAACCUGGGGCUACUGGCACUGAAUGUCAAAAGAGCUGCAGCACCGCUGACAUGGCUUGUAUCCACACAGGCUGUACAUCAGGCUGCAUGUGCCCAGAUGGGCUCUUGUCAGAUGGAGCAGGAGGCUGCGUCAAUGAGACCAGCUGUCCAUGUGUGCACAAUGGACAAGUCUACCAGCCUGGAGAGACACUGACAGUGGAUUGCAAUACCUGUUCCUGCAGUGGAAGGAAGUUCACAUGUACCAACGAGACGUGUGAUGCUGUUUGUGGAAUCUAUGGAGAUGGUCACUACGUCACCUUUGACGAUAAGAGGUUCGACUUCAGUGGACAGUGCGAAUACACACUUCUACAAGACUUCUGUGGCACCUAUAAUGGCAAUGGAAGCUUCAGAAUUAUUACUGAAAAUGUUCCAUGUGGAACAACAGGAACCACCUGUUCUAAGACCAUCAAGAUCUUCUUGGGGGAUAAUGAAUUCCAGCUUAAAGAUGACAAUUUACAAGUGGUAAAGGGCACUAUCCAGGCGCUUCAGGUACAAAAAAUGGGCAUUUACAUAGUGGUGACAAUCAAGCCUGGACUUGUUCUCAUGUGGGACCAGAAGACCAGUCUUUUCAUUACAAUCAGUCCACAGUUCCAGGGUCAGGUCUGUGGUCUGUGUGGAAACUAUGAUGGUAACAGUAAGAAUGACUUCACCACACGCUCCCAGGAAAUAGUAGCAGAUGUUCUACAAUUUGGUAACAGCUGGAAAGUUUCAUCUAGUUGCCCCAGUGCAGAGCUAAUCAGUGAUCCCUGUGCCUCAAAUCGCUACCGGGCAGCCUGGUCUCAAAAACAGUGCAGUAUCAUCACAAGUGUCACCUUCCAGAGCUGUCAUUCAAAGGUUGACCCUGGUCCAUAUUUUGAUUCCUGUGUGAGAGACUCCUGUGCUUGUGACACUGGUGGGGACUGCGAAUGUCUCUGUACUGCGGUGGCUGCAUAUGCUAAAGCCUGUAAUGAAGCUGGGACCUGCAUUGCAUGGAGGACUCCAAAGUUUUGUCCUAUUUUCUGUGACUACUAUAAUUCACCUGGUGAAUGUGAGUGGCACUAUAAGCCUUGUGGAGCUAAUUGCAUGAAAACAUGUAGGAAUCCAUCUGGAAACUGCUCGUCACUCAUCACCAACCUGGAAGGCUGCUAUCCACAGUGUCCCCCGAACCAACCCUACUUUGAUGAAGACACUAUGAAGUGCGUUUCCGGGGACCAGUGUGGAUGCUAUGAUGACCAAGGCAACCAUUACAACGUUGGUGAAAAGGUUCCAUCAGAGAACUGCUACACCUGCUUAUGUACAAUGUCGGGGAUACAAUGUAACUACAGUGUUAACUAUUGUACAUGCAUCAUUAAUGGAAAAAUGUACAACUAUGGGGACAAUAUCUACAACACAACUGAUGGCCUAGGAAACUGCAUCACAGCUGAGUGUGCAGAGAAUGGAAUUAAUGGAGAGUCCUGGGAUGCCGGCAACUGCACCACAGCUACGUGCAUUAAUGGGAAGAUUAUAACGAUGCCAACAGUCUGUCCUACUAUGCAGCAGCCCAUCUGCACCAAUGGACGCAGUGCUGCUAAGAUCUCAGAUGAUGACGGAUGCUGCCCUCACUAUGAAUGUCGAUGUGUGUGCAGUGUCUGGUGUGGAUCCCACUACUUAACAUUUGAUGGAGAAUCCUACAAUUUCAAUGAGAAUUGCUCUUACUACCUGGUCAAAGAGAUUAUUGCUAAAUAUAACCUGACUGUUGUAGUUAACCGUGAUUGUGAUCCAUCAAGCAGUACAUUCUGUCCCAAGGUUCUUACUGUUACAUAUAAAUCUUUCAAAGUGGUUUUGACUCAGCUGAUGUCUUCAGGAAUACCAACUAAUGUGGUGUUUGUCAAUCAGCAAAAGAUCUAUCCUGCCUAUAGCAAUUCGGUCCUGCGCAUUACUAGCACAGAUAUAAUCACCACAUUGGAGUUACAAGACAUCAGUGCAAAAAUAGUCUAUUCAGGCUCUUCAUUCAGCAUUGACCUUCCCUACUCCCUCUUUGAAGGAAACACAGAGGGACAAUGUGGUGGGAAGUUGCUCAGACACUGCAGGCGAGUGGCAGGUCCCACAUACACCCUGCGUUAUCCCCACAACCCCACCAACACCCAGAACCACAUCAAAGCCCCCACAUUCAACACCACCUGUUUGUGA